Molecule: messenger RNA, 1061 nt
Organism: Drosophila navojoa
Lineage: Eukaryota; Metazoa; Arthropoda; Insecta; Diptera; Drosophilidae
Gene: Mst85C
Product: Mst85C
Source: RefSeq, a predicted model, not a curated record
AAAAACAUGCAAACAAGUGGCAACGCUAACAAAACACAAGAAAACAAAAUAGUUGAAAACUUGAGAAAAAGAAUACAAGAUUUCUAAGAUUUAGCUAAAGGCGAAAUUCAACCAAAAAUGCAGUCUUACGGCGGCCCCGAUCAAAGUCAUUUGCACAAAUCGGAACAGCCAGCGGUCUUUCCGCAUCCAGCCACACAUCCGUGGAUGCUCGAUGGAAUGCCUUGGAUGCUGGCAACAACGAAUGCACCUCAGCCCGGCGGUAUCAUGCAAUUUGGCUCAAACGCAAACUAUAAUAUUGAGACUGACCCACAAUGUGGCAAGUGGCACCACAAGCGGAAAUCUCUGGAGCAACUGGCCUCCGGGCUCCCUGCCAAACAACUGAUAACCGAGGAACGAAUAACAGCGCACUUUAGUGGGCUGCAAAUAUCUGGAGAUGCAAACGGUGUGGGCUCCGUGCGCACAGUGGGAAACAAUAACAGUGUACCAAGUGUGAACGGAGGGUUGGCCACCGAUGACAUACCCUCGACCAGUACGGGUAAAACACAUCAUCCGAAUCCGGCCUAUCAGAUGGCAGCCAUGGAACUUGAACAGAAACUACGCAAUGCCAAUCGGAUUGUGAUCUGUGAUGAACUGAAACAAGGCGUUCCUCCCAUAGCAGCACCAUGUGCCAUACCACCCGAAUGGCUACUUAAAUCAAUUCCAAGACCAUGUACAGCAUUGGUGCCAUGGCAACCAUCGCCCUUGCAAUUGACGCAGUCGCAGCCACAGUCGUUGCCCAAGGAGCAGGUGCGAGUGCGUAUGUCAAAUUCUGGACAAGUGGAUCCAGGGUCAGAAGACGUACAUCUCGAUGAUUAUGACGAUGAGGAGUUCUUUGAUAAUAACAAUACAUGCAAUGUGAAUUUAAAUAAGUCUGAUGAGCAAAUGGAUGAGGACCUGUAGCUUCAAUAAGUUAUAGUCGUGGGUGGAUAUGUUUAUAGUGUGCAUAAGCAAAGCUAGUUUUAUCAGCAUGUCUGUUUAUAAUUUGAGUAAUUUUACGAUAACAAUAUUCAUAUGUAUCCAUA